AUGAGUUUGUCACUAACAGUGAAUGUUCGUUCAUUCGCUGCCAACCCUCCCUUCCCCCUUCUGGUCAAGAAGCACUCUCCCACCAGUGAAUUUAUCUCUAUACUAGACGUUAAAAAAGUUCAGAUUUUUUUUUGUUUCAUUUUUGCGAUAAUCCCACCAUUUGAUUCUCAACGUGAGCUCACGUGAUUAAGCAUCCGCGGGUGGGCGUUCCAUUCCUAAUAUAAAGGAGCAAAUCCCACGCCAGCAAUAUGCGCGUGAGAGAGUCAACAUGAUCAACCUAUUCGCGUUCCUAGUGGAGAAACUUUCCCUCCUCUGCAAAGUCCGAGUGCUGUUUUUGGGCUCGGCGCAUGCGCGCGAGCGUCCCGCCGCGCCUCCUCCGCCGCCGCUCCUCCGCCGGGGCGAUCUCCUGGAGGUACCCCGCACGCUCUUCACCCACUUCGGCGUGUACCUGGGCGACGGGCGGGUGGCGCACCUGAUCCCGGACAUUCUCCCGGCCCUCACCGCCGACCGGCGGCGUCUGGCCUCGGCGGUGAGCAACGCCCGGCUGAUCGCCGGGUGUCUGUGCCGGCGCGCCUCGGUGCGCGUGGACACCCUGGAGGACUUUGCCUACGGCUCCCGCAUCCUGGUCGAUCGCGGAGGCGAGGAAGCCGGGGAGGUAGCGGCGCGCCGGGCGGAGCUUUCGCUCGGCGGCUUCCCUUACAGUCUGCUGUGGAACAACUGCGAGCACUUUGUCACCCGCUGCAGAUAUGGACGCGGUGUCAGCCGACAGACCGAACGGUUUUGCGAGAACGUAAAACGUCUGAUCCGAGAUCAACGCAGUGUCUUGGUGACGGCCAUCAUAGGAAUCUUCUCCGUGCUCUUUUGCGGCCCGGUCGCCUCAACUACAUUACCCACAAUUCUCAUCCCUUUCACGCUGUGGAUGGCCGGUUAGUGCAUACCACUGGACCAAAAAGAAGCAUGUAAAAAUGUGUACAUAAUAAAAAUGUUAUUUUACCAAGCUUGACCGGAGUGUGAUCUUCCUUGAUGCAAGAAUUUACAUUUAACUCUUUCUCUACCAUUGACUUGGGGCAUUCUAGAGGCAUUUCCUGCAGAUUUUGGAUCAUUUCAUGUUGAUUUUCAGGGCAAUUCUGGGU
Molecule: messenger RNA, 1133 nt
Organism: Corythoichthys intestinalis (scribbled pipefish)
Lineage: Eukaryota; Metazoa; Chordata; Actinopteri; Syngnathiformes; Syngnathidae
Product: lecithin retinol acyltransferase-like
Exons: 2
Coding region: 269-931 (220 amino acids)
Biological process (GO): vitamin A metabolic process; retinol metabolic process
Cellular component (GO): rough endoplasmic reticulum
Molecular function (GO): phosphatidylcholine-retinol O-acyltransferase activity
Source: RefSeq, a predicted model, not a curated record